AUGCUCCAGUUCAUAAGAUAUUCGAGUAGGCUUAAUAGGAAGCCUAUGCUCUCACUUGAGGAGUUCAUGUUCAGACUGCGUGUGUUGCACACAUACAGAAGGUUGAUGAGAAUCAUCUACAAGCAUCACGAAAAGCAAGAUUUGUUGAAGUUUGCCAAAGAUGAGUUUCGGAUAAACAGAGAGGAGACAGAGCUAAACCAUAGAAAAUACUUGCUCCAGCUUGGGCUUACUCGCAUCAAUGAUAUGGCCAAGGUGUUUGGUAUUAAUGCAAAGUUUUAG
Messenger RNA from Sungouiella intermedia, 279 nucleotides. Lineage: Eukaryota; Fungi; Ascomycota; Pichiomycetes; Serinales; Metschnikowiaceae. The record is from the annotation of a GenBank genome assembly.